AGAUAUGACCAGAAGUGUCAGUCGCUGCAGCGAGGAGCGACAGGUGGCUUUCUCCAAGCUGAAGGCAAAGUCAGCAACGAAACUCGCUGAGAUGUGACCCUGUGCUGACGGUCAUACACACCCGGCGAGUGAGAGGACUGCAACCACGAUGCGAGAAAUAACAGUUGAUUUCCGACAGCUUUCCUUCACGGCCCUAGCCACCUAGCUAAGCUAACCUACCCGGAUGCUAGCGAAGCCAGUUUGUCAGCUUUGAGCCCGGAACAUGUUGUGAGCGGGAGACGAAUUCAAUGUGACACCCUGACAUUUACACCCCGUGGGUAGCGUUUCCACUCGUGGCUGGGCAUCCAUCAUUCUAACACAAAAUGUGGCUCCAGCAGAGACUAAAGGGGCUACCGGGCUUGUUGUCAAGCAGCUGGGCGAGAAGACUGCUGAUAGGACUGCUGCUCUUCCUCAUAUUCUACUGGUACCUGGGAGCGGAGCGCAGGUGGAGGUUCUUCAGCAGCUCGACCAUGCCUGGCGGGGCGGCAGGACAGUGUCUACAGGCGGAAAUCCACCGGUGGAAGUCGCUCGUAGACCGAGGAGAGGGACUAUACAGCACACCUCAGGAACAACUUGACACGCCGUUUGUAUCAGGUAACGGCCACAUUUUGAUUGACAUUGACUCUAACAAACUGUGGGUGGCGUCGUCCUCGCAGCCCGGCUCAGCCCCGGUCCACCCAACUGAAUAUUCACCGAGAGUCGGCGUGCACCUGGAGGGGAAGCGGGCCGAGGCUCAGGCCAGCAUGCUGUGGUUCCGGAAAGGUUCCGUGCUGUCGGUGCGCUGUGCCUCCCUGCAGUCAUCCCGGGACUGUGUCAGCAUCAGAGAGGAGUUCAUCGCCCACAGAAGCAGACCCAACGUCUAUCUUCAGCGAAUCCACAUCAACAACCUGUCUGACAGGCCCACCUCCCUGGACGUUUCCUCUGACAAUCCCUCCUACGGUAGCAAGUUCUCCACCAGUGUGGAGAAACUGGAGGACAAGGAAAUACUGCUCUCCUCUGGCAAAGUGCCUGUGGAGAAUAAUCACAUGGUUCUGGUGGUGGUGGUCACCAAGAAGCUGAACAGCAGGAUUCAAGUCCCUGCUAAGUCAGAGUUCACAGACAACAUUGUGUCAGUGGUGUGGACCUCAGAGCCGAUCGAGCCCUCCAAGCUGGAGGAGACCUUCAUCAGCCUCAGAGAAGGAGCCAAAAAGGAACUGGGGGAGCUGCUUAGAGCCAGUGUGGAUGAGCUGGUUGUAGAUCACCAGCAAGCGUGGAUGGAUCUCUUCAUUUCAGGUGUUGAAAUGAGGAAGAUCACAGACUCCCACACGCCAUCGAGCCGCACGGUGAACACCACCCUCUACUACAUCCUCUCAUCCUCCAUGGCUCCCCUGCUGGACCGUAGGCUGAGCACCGAGGAGAGUGCCCGGCUGGAGUCCAGCCUCAACUACGCUGACCACUGCUUCAGUGGCCAUGCCACCAUGCAUGCAGAGAACCUGUGGCCUGAGCGGGUGAGCAGUACAGCCCAGAUCCUGCAACUGGUCACGCUAUGGACCUUGACUCUGCAGAAGAGAGGCUGCAAGGUACUCAUUGCAGCUGGGGCCCACGGAACAAUGCAGGGCAUGGUGCUCAGCUUUGGUGGCCUUCAGUUCACAGAGAACCACCUUCAGUUUCAGGCCGAUCCAGACGUGCUGCACAACAGCUACGCCUUGAGAGGAAUCCACUACAACCAGGACCUCAUCAACCUGGCAGUGCUGCUGGAUGUGGAGGGGAAGCCUUUUCUUCAUGUGUCAGUGAAGCAGCAGGAUAAACCAGUAAAGCUGUAUGCCUGCGAGGCGGGCUGCCUCAAUGAGCCUGUGGAGCUGACAUCAGAGAUCAAAGGUCACACCUUCCCAGUGAUGGUCACUCAGCCAAUAACACCGCUGCUUUACAUCUCCACAGACCUGCGCCACCUGCAAGACCUGCGCCACACCCUCCACCUUAAGGCCAUCCUGGCCCAUGAGGAGCACAUGGCCAUAAGAUACCCAGGCCUUCCCUUCCUUUUCUGGUUCAGCGUGGCCUCUCUCAUAACUCUCUUCCAUCUUUUCCUCUUCAAGCUCAUAUACAACGAGUACUGUGGCCCUGGCGCUAAGCCCCUCUUCAGGAGCAAGAUUGCGUGUGUUGGCAAAGAUUCUUCUUUCUCUCUCUCAGUGCACUCUCUGUUGGUUGGUUUCUUGGUUUUUACUUUCUCCCUCUCGGUGAGUACUUCCUAUCUCAUGUGGUUUACUCUUGGAGUGGGUUGGCACAGUAGCCUUACAAACCUCGCCUUCCCCCUAUCACAAAACAUGAUUCCACAGGUCUUGUUCAAUGGUGGGGCUGAUAAAGUUUUUCACCACAGCUGUUCUCUAAAAGGAAGAUUGAGCAAUGAAAAAUGUGAACGAAGUUGAAGACAGUAGAGUAGCAACCUCCAGUCAGAGUCAGAGACUUCACAGUUUCAAUGAACCAUCUGAUGUAUGGCAUCACCUUAGCACAGCAUCUGUUCCAUGUUUGGAAUGUAAAAAAAUUGCUGAUUGCAAUGGAAGAAAAACAAGCACAAGAGUCAUUUUUUUCUUUCACGUCAGUAGGUGAUUAUUUUACCGCGUUAAUGCCACUUUGUGACAGCAUUCCCAUUGUCCUGUCUGAGCAUUCUUAAGGGAACAUACCAGUGUUUUCCAUUUACACAAAAAUACACAUAUUACAGGGACUUUUCAGAACAAGCUGAGGGUUGUAAGACUGUUAAAAGCUGCACGUUGAAGGUGAUCUGUUGAGUAAUGUUGUUAGGGUCUACAUCUUGUUCACAUACAAGGACAUGACAUUGAAACUAAAUGCAACCAGAGAUUGCGUUUAAAAAUGUAUUGCACCACUUCCCCCCACUGUACAAAAAUUAAGCUAAAUUACCCUGGAUAUGGGUGCUGCCAUCUUGUAUAGGGGACAUCAUGUGGAGAUAGAGUCUGUGCAGUAUUCCAUGGCACCAUGGUCCUGCUGAUACACCUGACCCAGUUCAGCCAGGGGCUUGUGGAGUUUGCACAUUCUCCAGCUUCCUCCCACAGUCCAAAAACAUGCAGAUCGGGUUAGGACAAUUAGAGACUCAGAAUAGACCAUAGAUGUAAAUGUGAGUGUUGACCCUGUGAUUCACUGGCGACCUGUAGUACCCCCCUCUCGCCCAAUGUCAGAUGGGAUUGACACCAGCCCCCCCUUUAAAGGCUAAGCAGAAUAAUUUAUGGAUGGAUGGCGUACUUUUUAGUUUGAUCCAUUUCCGAUGUGCUAACAAGGAGUGGCUGGGGUUUUUGACUGCAGCCAGCCACCAGGGGGUCAAUGCAUAUGUUCUGGCUUUACUGUUGGGAGUCAUGUUGUCUUUAUUUAUAUUGAGUCACUGGAUGCAACAAUUUUUUUGGUGGUGUCAGGAAAAAGAAGACUGCGGGCCACUGUAAACAUGGAUGUAACUUAACAAAUAUGUACUAAAGAGCAAAAUCAGAGCUUUAGUUUGUUUAUAAGAAACCCCCACAUAGUACCUUUGACUUUGGCAGAGGUAAGAGCAGCUUUAAUGCUGACCCUCACACUGGAACUGACACAAUGGGGAGCACUGACUCGCUGAUGGUCAGGGAAACCCUUAAAUCUGCUUACAUCACUGGUUUGCAGUGAAGACACAUGAUCAUGAUUUAUAGUACAUUAUAUUUAACAUUGGUAUGGUCCUUUCCCUGAUUAUCUACUUUGCUUUUUAUAGGUCUGAUCAACAGUACCAUCAGUAAUGAUAGAGUACUCACAACGACAUUGGGAAAAACUGAGAGGCUCAAGUUUAUCACCCAAACUGUCUGCACACAGUUGUUGCUGUGCAGGAAGAGAGUAGUAUUCACAUGUACUCAAUUGACCACCAAAUUAAGUGGUUUAGAUAACCUGCAGCUUUGUUUCCUCCCUGUCCGUUUCCUUGUGAGCUACAAUACAUUUUACUGUUCAUGUGAGAUUGUUGUCAUGGAUCAACCCAAAUCAAAUUAAUCCUGCAAACGACAGAAGACUCAAUUGGAACUCAUUGUAGUGAGGUGUUGCUACCUAACAGUCCUUAAUGUCUGUUGUCAUGUGAAACGAUUACUUGUUUACAGAUGUCCUUUUAAAAAACAUGUUGACAUGAUGGACCGUUAGGGCAGAUUGUGCUGAAGGGUAAACGUUCUUUUCUGAUCAGCGUGGACCAUGUGCUCACUUUUCAGGAACCUUUUCUGCUAUUCCUUUUUCUUCCUGCCUUUUGAUGAUGUUUUAUAUUGAACCACUCAAUUAAAUUAACAAGAAAUCUAUGGGUUGGCUUUGGCUCUUCACUAUUGACCUGUCACCUUUCUCUGGCACACUCACACUUUUCUCAUCCUCAGCAUGUCUAUGUAUUCUCCUCUCCUGAGAAGCAGUGUGGAUGGGUUGGAUAUUAUUAGUCAGGUUCCCAGCUCAUAAAUCAUUCUAACCCUUCACCCCUUUUCUGACUUCACCAGGUCGCCAGCAAAAGUGAGGAUGGUUGCUGCAACACCACAAGCGCCGCUUGAAUGCUGCAGUGCUGUGCACACAUACAUCAUGCAGCGGUGGUUCUGCUUAAGCUUUGGCAGCAUGCAAGAUGUUAACAUGGGUGUGCUGGUGCUGAAUCUGAAACGGUCUGACAUUUUCUUUGUUUGGGCCCGCGAUGUGUGGAGAGAUACUCCUCCAAAUCGGCUGGUGAGAGGCUGCAGAGGCAUGGAGGUUAAAACUGGCCUAGUACAAUCUACACCAAGUAUUUUGACAGUUGGAUUUGUUUUGUUUUUUAAGGUUCUGUGCUUCAGCGUUAACUUUUGCCCAAAUUUCUGGGGUACAAAAGUAAUUAGACACUUGUUUACUUAAUGUUUCUUGGGCCGCUGUUGUUACAGUGUCAACCCUACAGGUUAUUGAGAUGGAUUUAUUGUCAGUGUGAAAAGUAAAGAGGCGACUAUGCAAGUCAGGAAAAAAUAAAGAGGUCUAAGAAAGCAAAAAUCUGUCACAAAUAUCAAAGGUUUUUUUGGACACUUCCUAAAAAAUAACCAAAAUGUCAAAGAUACAGUUUGACCGGGGAGCACAAGACUUCAUAAAUCCAUGCAAACGCACAUGAAGAGACCAGCAUGAUGAAAUAAGAAGUUAUCAACCUCCAAGUGGUGGAAAGAGGACAGUGAAGAGAGCGAACGGGAACAGUUCUUGACGUAAAGCCUACACCUCAACUGUCCCACAUAGCGCUGAUUCUGUCCACUGGAAGUGACACACUAACAUUUAGGCUACUGAUAAAAAGGGUGAACAGUCACAAGUCGUCAUUAAACAGGACUACAAUACUAAAAAAACAACCUAAGAAACAAAGAGGUAGAAUAUCCUGGACUGGGUUCGACAAUCAAGGCACUGCUCAGCUGGCAGCUCCUCCAAAGAUAAUUUUUGACAUUAAAUUACUGAGUGUUCAGUGAUUUUCAAGGGCCAUUAGUGGAUUAUUCUCCCAAGACAAACCUCCUGAGCCAUGAUCACUAAGGGAAAGCUAAUCGAGAUAAAACUGUAAGCAAACAAUCCAAAACUCCCAUGAUCCCACGCUGUGACCUUGUGACCAAAAUUUUUCUUGAUCAAAGUAAUAACGAAAAUUGGUUUAAUGUGUUUUUGUCCAAUUACUUUUGAACCCCUAAACUUUGGGCUCCAUGUUUGUAAAGGGUUGUAUCUCCACACCCAAAAUAUUCUUUUUUGUUUCUUUUAAACCUCAAGUUAAUGCUGAGACUUUACACUUUCAUGUAGGAUUAAAAUGAAACUGAAUGUCCUGAAUUCUUCAGAACCUGAACUAGAUAUUUUUAACCCCUCAGAAUAUUGAGUCUAAUAUCAGGAAAGAUGGAAAAACAGCCAAUAUUCAUAUUUGAGAAACUGGAACCAGCAAAUGUUUCAAAUUGAACAUAGACUAUGACAAUGAAAGCAGAUCUCUUCCUGAUGUUUGAAAAGCAUUUCAAGAAAGCAACUCAACAGUUAGUCCAAAUUCUUGGAAACUAUACCUACACCUUUUUCAUGGCAGACAUUUUGAUAUGAAAUGGUAAACAGCUAGCAGCUCUGUAAGCAGCCUGUACUUAAGCUUGCUAACGAGCUAACAUGAUGUUAACAUAGUAGUAGUCUUUACUAUGCUAUGUCAGUAUGCUAACACCUGUAGAUUAGCACUAUGUUAAUCAUUGUGUGACAACAAUGUGUUGAUGCAACCCAGAAAACGUAAAACUCUGGCUGGGAAUGGUGAAAGUUUACUGCUGGUAAAAUGAAACAACUUUUUUGUUGAAAUAAUUUUGACUAAUUUCACCUUUGAUAGUCACAGAUUGCAUGCAGUUUACCUGUCGCUGGCUUAACAGACCUCAGAUUUACUGCUCUCCGGAGUUUGCUCUCUUAAGCCUUCACCUGUGGUUGAAAUCCAGACAAUUAGCUACAGAGUUUACCUGCAGUUUGCCUUUCACACCAGCACAAUGCAGCGGGAGGUUCUUUGCACAGAUACCCUCACAACAGCAACGUAUUUAGAUGAGAGUUGGUGUAGCCAACAUCUUCGUCUGUGUCUUCUACGUGUAUGACACAGCUUUUUUGACGGGAAAUUUGUUUUACUUUUUGAAGGGUUUUUAUUGCAUCUGUUGCAGGUUAGAAAAGUCAUCACCCCCCACUCGUUCGCAGUGAAUUCACCGGGGGAACCCCUAGUGUUCACACAUGAAAUUAGUCCUGGACUUCUACGAAGUUUGUACUUGGAGGUCAGGCGGAGAAAGUCUCACAGGAACUGUGCUUGUCUGACAACAGCCCAGAACUUCCAAAGAGACUGACUCUCAAGAGGGCCUUUACCUGAAGGUCACCAUAGGUUCUCCUACAUGGUUGGAAAAAAUUUGUGAGUGCUAUUCAGUUUGUUGCAAUGUGCCUCGCAUGCAACAUCCUACCAAUUCCUACAUUUUUGUUUGUUCCUUAUUGACCAUUGGUGCAGUCUGGGUUGCUUUCAGUGCCUUUAAGAAUUCAGUAUGUUUGAAGUAAACAAGAUUGCACAAGUCUGAAGGCCAAAGUAUUUGUUCAGACAAGACGUGGCUUCAUGGUGUGUUGUAGUUGGUUGAUGGCAUGAAAAGAGAAAAAGAUGUUCAAAGGCUGAUCCCUACGUUUUUUUCCUCUGCUAACAUAGUGCUUUGGUUGUGAUUGAAGGUAUGUCAGGUUUGUUUCUACUCAUGGAAUUUUAAUAUGAAUUGCACAGCAUUAGAUAGUACGUCUAGCUGGAGACCUGCUACACAUAGAGGUAUGGAUAGUAUAUAUAUAGGCUGUUAAAUGGAACCCAGCUGAACGUUGGUGUUCAGUUGAGAUGUGGUGACUGUGAAGGCCAAUUGCAUACACAUCAAACCAGUCAGCGAACUUGUCAUCAAGACAGUCAGUGAGCCCUCUUGUUCUGUAAUAAAGUUAUUUUGCCUCGACACUCAUUUAAUCAGAUCUUUAGAUUUUUUUUCCUGACAUCUUGUUCAUUGAAUUUUCCCUGUCAUCAAUUAUAUGAAAGUAUUUUUCUAGAUGACUUCACUCAUCACUAAAUCCCCAAAAGGAACAAAACAGCUUUGGAACAGCUCUUCCACAAACACUAUUCUCCACUGGCAGAAGCUUGAUUAGCCAGACAAGGGAAGCCGAUUUAUUACAGCUUUGUUUUUUAAAUGUCUGUACAUUUUAUUGGUUAAAAUAAUACUGUAAAGACCAAAGGGAUAUCCUUGGUUAUGUAAACGGAAGUCCAACAGGUGACGCCGCUUCAGAAGUCAGAUGAUCUGAGGCUGGAAACAAACCCCCAGGUGAACCAAACAUCACGAAACAUCAGUGUACAGAUCGAGUUUCUCCUUCCUCUCUUACUUUUGUCUUGGGAAGUUAAUUAAUUUAACGCCCAAGAACACAAAUAUCUUUGCUAAGCAUUCACUGAAAACUGUCUGACUGCCCAUACUUCUUGACUGUUGAAACUGUGUCAGUGAUACUUUGCAUAACCCAACAUGACAUGCUGGGUUACAAAUCACAUAACCCAACAUGACGUGCUGGGUUACAAAUCACAUAACCCAACAUGCUUAUGAAAACAUUAAUAAUAAGGAAAUAAUACAAAGAGUGGGCAGGAUAUGAGUACCACAAAUUGGCCGUAAGGCUGAGCAUUGACUUGAUACAUUAAUCCAUUUAUGGUUCAAACAUUCAAGCCUGUUGCACUUGUGUACUUAUCAGUGAAGUUACAGUGGGUGUUAAGUCCUCCACAACACAUCUGCUGUGACAUCACUGGCUGCGAUACAGGCAGGAAAAUGGCUAGAAAGUUUAACUGCAUUAGUUCCCACAUAUUGGCUGUCCCUCUGGAUUAAAACUACACCAUUUAUAUUGUAAAACGUUGAGUUAUUUCGAAGUUACGCGGGUACAAUUGGUAAAUAUUAAUAAGAAAUAGAAAUUGUGUUAGAAUUUCUUUUGUCCAUUGAAAUCACUGGCAUGUCAGUUAAUGAUUUGAUUUGAUGUGAUUUCUGAUUGUGGAUAACUGGGGGUUGUUCAGCUUUUUUGUCUGUGGGUUAUCUGAUUAAUCUGUAAACUACUGAGUCUGCCUUAAUGAAGAAAUUAAGUAAGAAGUUAAUUUAUUGAGCUCAUGGCCAGAGGCAUUAUAGGAAUAGAUUGUACUUGAUAGGUUUGGUGUAUGAUUUUGUCAAAUUGAUUUUUUUUCUGGAAAAUAAAUCACAUUAUUGUGAAGGAAUGUA
Molecule: messenger RNA, 8738 nt
Organism: Limanda limanda (common dab)
Lineage: Eukaryota; Metazoa; Chordata; Actinopteri; Pleuronectiformes; Pleuronectidae
Product: KIAA2013 ortholog
Exons: 3
Coding region: 363-2441 (692 amino acids)
Source: RefSeq, a predicted model, not a curated record